Cucurbitaria berberidis CBS 394.84 is the source of this 2316-nucleotide messenger RNA. RefSeq lists its product as uncharacterized. The record is from RefSeq and is a predicted model, not a curated record. NCBI's taxonomy places the organism in Eukaryota, Fungi, Ascomycota, Dothideomycetes, Pleosporales, Cucurbitariaceae. Gene Ontology annotation, molecular function: protein binding. The coding region runs from base 1 to 2316 and encodes 771 amino acids. Gene Ontology annotation, biological process: regulation of gene expression. The transcript has 5 exons. Gene Ontology annotation, cellular component: nucleus.
AUGGCGAUCGCUUCUCCUUCCAGUCCUACCAUGCCGAACCUGAGUGCCGUACUAGAGCGUCUGGGACUGACUGAAUAUCUUCAACUUCUGCGCGAGAAUGGUUUCUACAGCUGGGAGACGGUUGUCGACAUCACCGAGGAAGACCUUACCGCCUUGAAGUUCAAGUUGGGCCACCGGCGUGCACUGCAGCGUGAGAUUGCUACAUUCCGGGGUUUGCCAUCAUCUCUGUCUCUGGAACCAGAACACAGCUCAUUCGAACCCACCUCUCUCUCGACGUUGGCACUGGAGACUCUCACGAGGCAGACGUCUACCCCGCCACCACGUGAGAAGAGGAAAUAUCGACGACACCCUCGACCAGACAGCAACGCGCCCAAGAAACCAAAGACAGCGUACGUGAACUUUGCGGACCAGCUCCGCACGGAUCCUGAAGUUAGCCAACUCACUUUUGUGAAUAUUGCAAGAGAAGUCGGACGAAGAUGGCAAGAUCUUCCAGCAGAGCAGAAGCGUAUCUGGGAGAGCAAUGCCGCGCGAGCAUUGCAGGAGUUUGAAGCUCAGAUGGACGAGUACAGGAGAACGGAGAACUGGCGCAAAUACCAAGCCUACCUCCAUGACUUCAAGACGCAGCAGUCACAGUCAACGUUCACGGGGAAGCGCCCCGGGAACAGCCGUUCAACAACCGACACCUCUAACAACACGAGGCAAUACUCACGUGCCAGCCCUAGCUCUUCCGAUAGCCCGACUUCUCUACCUUCCAGCUCAUGUAUAGGGAUUGAGGCUGAGACAUGCCACAAUGCUCUCACAUUAGCUUUCAGUGAGUUAGUCACGCUGAGGGGCGAAAUUCUCAACCAGGGACCACGUCCCUACGACGAACAUCAUCUACCGUCAGAAGACUUAGUCCGCCGGGCGAUGUAUGCUUUCAUUGUCGGGACCGGAUCACUCCUGUUCAUGUGGACGUAUGAGCAGGCUGAUGAAAUACUGGACCGCAUUUACAGGCCGCGGAAACCGGUAGAUGCCAUGACUCUUGCCGAAUGCUUCACAGUUGCUGCCAUGGGUGCCCACUACGACAUGGAGUGCUUCCCUGACCGGAUACGACAGGUUUUGUACGCAUCUGGGUCUCUUCAUUUCCACGAGCAGACCGCACGACAGGAUUAUCUCCGAACAAUGCGUCUGCUACUUUCCAUGUCUUUUUAUGCGCUUCUUGAGAAGCACAUGAGUGCAAGAUAUCUGAUUGCGGCUGGACUCCAGAUCGCUCGCUGGAAGUGUCCGCCCUUGCGCAACCCCAGCCAGAUGAGCAUGGACGAAAAUUGGAGAAAGAUAUUCCGGAGCUUAAUCUUCGUUGAUUGCUGGCUGUCCUACACACUGGGAUAUGCAUCCGAAGUUACUUCUAGCGAUAUACAGAUCGUUAGCAGCUUUCACCGUCUAGACUGCAUUCCAAUAGAUGAACUCAUUCACACACAGACGAGCAAAAUCACCCUAAUCGCUGCUGACAUUGCAAAGACGUUGGCCUCUCCAGAGCUUGCUACCAGGGAGAACAUCGCAAUACUCAAUCAGAAGCUCGACGGUUGGCGCAUACAAGUACCACUUACCCUGCAAAUUCCGGCCCUUACGUCACCCAAUCCACCAGACCUAACACUAUACCAACGACGAGCGAUUCUCAUGGUCCACAUCAUGUACCUCGGUGCUCUCGUCCUAUUAUACCGUCAACUCCUAGUCGCAACAGCCGAAAGUCAACUAACAGACGGCGCUGCACACAACUCCAACUUUGCCCUAUCCGACGCCCGGAUCUAUCGCAACGAAUGCGCUGUAGCAGCCCAGCAAAUCGCCCGCAUCCUAGCGCUCAUUUCCUUUGACGGUACACUAACAAAACGCUGUUGGAUCAUCAUCUACUGGGCUUUUUCCGCAGCAGUCGUCCUUCUCUUCAGCGCAACCACCAAACUCCUCGAAGGCCAACCAAAUAGCGUAGAUGCAGACCUUGAUUACGCGAAAGCUUGUAUGGACAUGCUUGAACCCUGUCGCGCCUUCGAGCCCGUAGCAGCACGGUACCUGGAUACGCUUUGGCCUUUGUACGACUCGUUGCGAGAUGUGCACCAGAAGAUACUCGGGAGGUCAAAGACUAGCAUUUUCGCCCUCAUCCAAGCAGAUCCUUCCACCAUGAGCCCCCAGAUGGCCGUGUCAAAGCAAGACAUGGGUCCGAUUGCUGAAAAGCUGAGUUUGCUGCUUACGGAUCCUUUCGGGAGGAAGCAGAGUUUGUCUGAUGGGAGUAUGAGGAGGUCUCUGAAUGCUGAUGGCUCCUACUCGGUGUUCUGGUGGAAGUGA